This is a messenger RNA of Brenthis ino (lesser marbled fritillary), 1245 nucleotides long. NCBI's taxonomy places the organism in Eukaryota, Metazoa, Arthropoda, Insecta, Lepidoptera, Nymphalidae. The record is from the annotation of a GenBank genome assembly.
AUGUUACAUUUAGAUUUCAGUCAAAAUGUUGACAUCACUCCCUUAGAGGCUGUCCGUCGGGAGGGCGAUGACCUCACCGUACUUUGCAAAGUACCCUACGCCAUUGACGCGUGUCGAAUGACAGUGGGUACGACAUCCUACAGACUGAUACCAAGCAAUCAAGACGAAGACGUGGUGUACGCCGGACAGGGACUGCAGUACGGAGAGUGUGGCGCCCACAUAAAGAGGGUUAGAGAGGAACUAAAUGGGAACAUCUCCUGCUGGCUUCCUCCUCAGUCUGGAGCUAAAGAAGUUUCAGGAACCAUGAGGCUACUUGUUGCGAAGGCUCCACAAGAUCCAAUUCUAAACUCGCCUCCUCAGGCCACGUUCAGAGAAGGAGAUAUUUUCAUGGCGCAGUGUAUAGUGCCCAAUGGGAGACCGGCGGCGAAAAUAACGUGGUUCAUGGAUGAGGUCCAACUCCUCGCUGGAGUACACCAGCCCAUCAUCACUUCAGAACCUGGCAGCGACUUGCAAACCAUCAGCCAGAAUGUCUCCAGGAACUUGUCUCCUGAAGACAAUGGGAAGAAGCUGACCUGCCGGUCGGAACAUGAGGCUCUGAAUGGACCGAAAGAGGCCGCUAGGCAGUUGAAUGUGCAUUACCCACCAAAACGUCUAGAAUCUGGCCAAAUAACUAUAUUUGGACUAAAAAUCGGGGCAGAGGGCCGUUUGAAUGUGACAGUGCGGGCCAACCCCGGCCCGUCCACCGAGUGGACCGUCGGUGACCUGGUGUUAGUACCGCCCAGAAGCAACGAGGAUGGGUCCAUUAUGGCUCUGGAACCUAAACAUUUGGGCGGUGGAUUUUACAACAUAACAUUAGUGCUAACUCGAGUAGCGAAGGAAGACGUGGACCGAACCUACUACCUACGUGUUACCAACGACCUCGGGAGAGAAGAGUUUGCCUUACGACUUAGCACUAUGGAUGAACCUGCCGGCGUAGAAUUGGAGACGGGGGCAAUAGUUGGAAUCGUUGUGGCAGUACUCAUACUGGUCAUUGCCGUGUUCCUCGUAGUGUUUGCGAAAGCAACCGACAGAUGGUGUUUUGCUGGACGCUCGCAUCGAACUGACAUACCCGAUGGAGCCGAUUCCGAAGCCCCCCUUCCCCCCCACGAAGAUAUCAAAGGUUCCGAAAACCCAUCGCACGAUCAUGGGGAAUAUAUCAGCAAUGGUGAUACAAAACACCCCGAGAAAAAACCGGACACGGCUGUC